Messenger RNA from Dioscorea cayenensis subsp. rotundata (Guinea yam), 1845 nucleotides. RefSeq names its product external alternative NAD(P)H-ubiquinone oxidoreductase B2, mitochondrial-like. The transcript has 11 exons. Gene Ontology annotation, molecular function: NADH dehydrogenase activity; calcium ion binding. Lineage: Eukaryota; Viridiplantae; Streptophyta; Magnoliopsida; Dioscoreales; Dioscoreaceae. Bases 11 to 1750 code for a protein of 579 amino acids. The record is from RefSeq and is a predicted model, not a curated record.
UCUCGUAGCUAUGCCACUAUCGGCCUUCCUCUUCCAGCGAGCCCUCCAAGCUUCACAACGUAUCCCCAACCAUUCCCAUCUCUUGUUCCUCUUCGCAGUCAGCAGUGGAGGAUUUGUGACAUAUGCCGAUGCAAAAUCAGAAAACGACCACAAAUUACCUCAAGCGUCCACCAAGAAGAAAAUAGUAGUGCUUGGAACUGGUUGGGCUGGCACUAGUUUCUUGAAGAACCUAAAUACUUACUUGUAUGAUGUACAAGUGGUGUCACCUCGAAACUAUUUUACGUUUACUCCUUUGUUACCCAGUGUCACUUGUGGAAUGGUUGAGGCGCGCAGCAUUGUUGAACCUAUCCGCAGAAUCAUUUGUAAGAAAAAGGGAAAAGUUACAUUUUGGGAUGCUGAAUGUUUGAAGAUUGAUCCCUUUAAUAAGAAAAUUUAUUGUAAUCCUUGCGCUGGAAGUAAUGUGGAAGGUGGCGGUGAAUUUAUAGUAGAUUAUGACUACUUGGUGAUUGCAGUUGGUGCCAGGGUGAACACAUUCAACAUUCCUGGUGUCCUGGAGCAUUGCCAUUUUCUUAAGGAAAUAGAGGAUGCUAGGGACAUUCGCAAGAAUGUGAUGCAUUGUUUUGAAAGGGCCAGCCUCCCUAAUCUUAAUGAUGAAGAGAGGCAGAAGGAUCUUCACUUUGUUGUUAUUGGAGGUGGUCCAACAGGGGUUGAAUUUGCUGCACAGUUGCAUGAUUUUAUCACUGAAGAUUUGGCUGGAUUAUAUCCACAAGUGAAACACCUAGUGAAGAUAUCACUUGUUGAAGCUGGGGAACAUAUCCUUACCAUGUUUGAUAAGAGAAUUACUGAAUUUGCUGAGAAGAAGUUCCGAAGAGAUGGCAUUGAAGUGAAGACGGGAUUUCAGGUUGUGAAUGUGUCUGAUAAGACCAUAACAAUGACCAGCAAAUCAUCUGGAGAAGCUUCUGUACCAUACGGAAUGGCCGUCUGGUCCACUGGAAUAGCAACUCAUCCUGUCAUACUGAACUUGAUGAAACAAAUUGGUCAAGCAGAGAGACGUGUACUAGCAGUUGAUGAAUGGCUUAGAGUUUGUGGAUGUGAAGAUGUGUAUGCACUUGGUGACUGUGCCACAACAAUUCAGAGAAAAGUGAUGGAAGAUAUAUCUGCAAUAUUUAAGAUGGCAGAUAAAGACAAUUCAGGAAUUUUAACACUGAAAGAAAUUCAAGAUGUUUUAAAAGAAAUCUACCUGAGAUACCCUCAGGUAGAGCUCUACAUGAAGACGAAACACAUGACCGAUGUUGUAGAUCUUGUGAAGGAGGCAAAAGGUGAGGCAGCGAAAGUAUCAGCUGAGCUAAGCAUCGAAGAAUUCAAGAAAGCUCUUGCAAAUGUGGAUUCACAGGUGAAGACACUUCCUGCGACAGCUCAGGUUGCUGCACAACAAGGAUAUUAUCUUGCUCAAUGCUUCAACAAGAUGAAGGAGACUGAGGAUAGACCUGAAGGUCCUAUACGUAUAAGAGAAUCAGGUCGUCAUCGAUUUAAACCCUUUAGGUAUAAGCAUUUUGCUCAAUUUGCCCCACUGGGUGGAGAGCAAACAGCUGCUCAGCUUCCUGGAGAUUGGAUUUCUAUAGGCCACAGCACCCAGUGGCUUUGGUACUCAGUUUAUGCAAGCAAGCAAGUCAGCUGGCGCUCAAGGAUGCUGGUGAUAAUGGACUGGUUGAAGCGAUUCGUAUAUGGGAGGGACUCCAGCUGCAUCUAGUCAUUGUAAACAAAGUUAGCUGCCUAGUGUAGAACCCAUAAGUCAACAACUAUUGAAAAAGUUGCAGAUCAAUGACUAGCAGACAAAGUUCAGAG